This is a messenger RNA of Fomitiporia mediterranea MF3/22, 225 nucleotides long. RefSeq lists its product as uncharacterized. NCBI's taxonomy places the organism in Eukaryota, Fungi, Basidiomycota, Agaricomycetes, Hymenochaetales, Hymenochaetaceae. Bases 1 to 225 code for a protein of 74 amino acids. The record is from RefSeq and is a predicted model, not a curated record. The transcript is spliced from 2 exons.
AUGAAGGGCGAUCUUGACUCGCUGCUGGUGAUCGCGACGAAGAACCCCGGCGAUGCGUUCACCCUCAUCCUCAAACCCGUACUUUGGCUUUCAGGACCGCGGGAGCACGUCGAUGGUGUUGCGGAUAAACAGGAAAGGCGGGAUUCCCGUCACCUGUCCACCUGGUACCCUGAUAUUUGCAUCCGACCCGACCUGCUUCACGGUAGUCAAACUCUCGUUCGGUAG